UAUUACAGAUGUGAAGCUAUGGCAUCUGCAUGAUCAGAUGUUAUUGCCUGACACGGAGUACCAGGGAAUCAAAUUGUGGGCGGGAAUGGAGAAGGCGGUGGAUGAUCUCAAGACGUGGCCGAUCAGAGAAGACGAUGCAUGGAUCAUCACCUACAUCAAAGCAGGUACAACUUGGGCCCAAGAGAUCAUGUCCUGUGUGAUGCACGAUGGAAAUUUGGAAGAAGUCGACAAGAAACCCACUUCGUUCCGAGUGCCGUUCCUUGAGACUGACUUUCCGGAGGAGCUGCGGCGAACCAAAAAUCUGCCGACAACUCUGGAAAUAGCGAGUGAGAUCCCUUCACCUCGGGUUCUCAAGACCCAUCUGCCGGGCCAGCUCCUUCCUCCCCAGAUAUGGGAGAAGAAACCCAAGAUUGUCUACGUCCUGCGGAACCCCAAGGACGUCGUGGUCUCCUGUUUCUACUUCUCCAAACUGUCCCAGCAGGACCCGGCAGUACAAGCCCAGGCAUUUGGGGAUUUUUUCGACGAGAUGUUGGCAGGAACAACACAUUAUGGACCCUGGUGGGACCAUUACCUGUACUUUUGGAAACGUCGGCAUGAGAAAAACAUUCUCCUGUUGCGAUUCGAAGACAUGAAACGGGACCUGCGAGGCAACGUGGAGAGGAUCAGCCGAUUUCUGGGCAAGGAUCUCUCUGCCGAGAAACUGGAUGCGAUCACAGAGCACUGCACAUUCGCCAACAUGAAGAAGAACCCAAUGGCAAACUUGGAGGGUCUCUUCGACAAAUCGGCUCUAAAGGAAGGAGCCGCGUUCAUGAGGAAAGGAAAGGUAGGCGACUGGCGGAGCCACUUUACGGUUGCGCAGAACGAAGCGAUGGACGCCCUCAUUCGAGACAAGCUGCACGGAACAGGACUGAAAUUUGACUACCAGUAAACAUUUUGACUACACAUUCUCUGUACCUUUAUUCGAAAGUUUCCAUCAAAAUCGAAUAUGGCCAAUCAAUAUUCCUGAAAUAUCUUAGAAUUUAUUUAUUGCCCUUAAUUGACCUUUCCCAAGGAACGCCAUCUUGAAAAUCAAAGCGAGGCAUAGAGUGCCCGCUAAGGGGGUUCUAUUUUGUCUACAGCUAAUACGCCCUAGUACGUUCAAUUGUGAUCUCGAACUGAUUACUCGAUAUUUGAGUCAAAUUGCGGGUCCUGAAAAAUGGUACUCGAAUACCAUGUACUCGAAUACCACGUCCUCUAAAACUAUAAACUGCAGUAGAAAACAAAGCUAUAUGGUAUAUUCUAUAAACUAUAGAAGUUUCUACCGAAAAGACUACUCUAGAUUUGAUAUUUUUGUUUCGACAAGUCACUAGCUAGCUAAUCAUUUCAGCUCUUGAAGCGAAGUCAAACGACAUUUGGAGGCAAACAUUUUGGGCAAAAACAUGAACGUGACGGCCGCAUCCGAGUGGAAAUUGUACUUCCUAAACGUGACUCGAGAUGAUUGCACUGACAGACAGAAACACCAAUGUUUGCAUUGCCUUGUCCAAUUUUUAAUCAUGAUCAGCUAAAUGCUUAUGACAAAUGACCGUAUAAGACAUGAGGCAAUCGCAUCUCAAGAGAGCGAGCGUGAUCGUGAGGAACAGGCCGGCAAGAGAAAAUAUUGACACUGCUUUACUUGAACGGAAAUCGAACUUAUUAUAACAUCAUGAAGAAAGUACACCAUGAACCUGAUGCAGUCCUCAGCAAGGCAACUGCUAUGAAAAAAAUGUCAAUUGCUUAGUCCUGAAAUAAGUUUCAGUAUUGAUUUGAGGCUUUACAUGGUGGUGAUAUACUAAUGAAUGAAAGGUUUGCGGAAACACCAUGUGGGAAUAAAUUUCUCUAAAACUAAAAGAAUGGUUCUGAAAAGAACCAGAGGUAUAAAUUUUAGAGCCAUUCUCUUUAGUUUGAGAAAUGUAUUCCCACACGGUGAAAUAAGUUUCGUUUAGCAAAAAUGAAGUAGGCCUAAUAGUCAAAUAAAGUAUAAUUUUAUGGAAUGUGAUUGGUUCUGAGCUGUUUUCUUGCCUAUGUCAGCAUGUUGCAAAGAUGCUUGGUAGCCCUAUACGAAAUUCGGUUCUGAUCUGAAAAAAAAACACCACGGUUUGCGGAAGGGAAGUUUCAUGGUUCGUGGUGUGUGUGCCAUGUUAUCGGCCACAGAUGGUAGCGUGGAGUGCCACUUGAAACUGACGUUAAUGGGACGUGGUAAAAAAAAACGCGGGAAACUGCCAUUCAUUUUUACAUCGCGGCCAUAAUAAUUCUUGCAUGCAUGCAAGCCAUGGAACGCUAUAUGCAAACACUGCAACCACGUAUCACGUUAAUCAGCACACAGGGUUAUCUGAUUGAGCUCAUGGUUAUUGAAGUGCAAUUGUGCAAUUUACUGGCAAUAAUCUUUUGAUUUUUUUUUUUUGCCUUGUAGACCUCAUGCGGACUUGUGCACUAAUAUGAUCCAAGAGUAUAC
Patiria miniata (bat star) is the source of this 2470-nucleotide messenger RNA. Its product is annotated as sulfotransferase 1A1-like. The record is from RefSeq and is a predicted model, not a curated record. Gene Ontology annotation, biological process: sulfation. NCBI's taxonomy places the organism in Eukaryota, Metazoa, Echinodermata, Asteroidea, Valvatida, Asterinidae. Gene Ontology annotation, molecular function: sulfotransferase activity. The transcript is spliced from 6 exons. Gene Ontology annotation, cellular component: cytoplasm. The coding region runs from base 38 to 928 and encodes 296 amino acids.